AGUACGUGAAAUGUUGGUAAACUAAGUACAUCAGUAAACAAUUCUUGUGUAAAGGUGAUCUUGGUUUUUUUUUAAAUGUGUUGCAAUAAUAUUUCAAAUCAACUUACAUUCAAUCAGAACAUAAUUGUUAAUAUCGAUACUUUAUAAAUAUUAUAUGUGAAGUUAAAAAGAAUUGUAUUGAUUGCAGAAUUCAAAAGUUUUGCAAUAAAAGUGUUAUACUACGCAUACUUGUUAUAAUAACUACAUACAUAGAUUUAUGUAGUUUAUGCGACCAAUAAAAAAACAUAUAUACUACUUUACUUGCAUUUGUAUGUGAAUUUAUUUACGUAUACAAAUAAAUAAAGUUUUCAACAGGAAAGCAAAUAAAAUACGCGAUCAAUUUAAUUUUUGUUUAAUGCGACAGUUACCAAGAAUGUUAAUGUUGCAAUAUAGUAAGCAUGGAGAGUGCAUACUCAAAGAAAUUGGUGCAGCAUUUAGAGGCGAACAUCCUGCCGACCUGACCAUCGUUUGUGAGAACAAAGUGAAACUGCAUGCGCAUAAAUUAGUUCUUGCAGCAGCAAGUCCAUUGAUAAGAAUGUUAUUGGAAGAUACGCAAUUACCCGAUUGCACAACAACAGUAUACUUUCCUGAUGUUAAUGCAACAUAUUUUAAGUUUCUCUUAGAUUUCUUGUAUUCCGGACAAACUUGCAUUACAUCCCGCGAUGUAAAUUAUUUACACGAUUUACUUUUGUUACUCCAAAUAAAGUCCGAUAAUUGGAAAACAACGGAUUCUACAAUUAUUAAUAAUAAAUGCAAUAACUUACGUGAACGUUUUGGCUCCGAUACUGUAAAAAGUGGACAGACCAGUAACAGUUCGAGUUUAGAACAUUCCUUGAAAGCUGAAAAUGAUAAUAGCAAUGAUGCAAAACAAUCUUCCGAAGGUUUUGGAAAUUUAGAUGAACAACAGGAUAACAAUGAGUACUUAGAAAAAGACCAAGAUAGCAAAGAUUUACGCAAUGAUAUAUUGAUGUUUAAGCAUGAAAAUUUAACAGAUUUCCAAGCAAAUGGAAUACGAAAUGGAUCUGCACCUCUUAAUCCUGUAAAUUUAUCUUUAGAUUUAAGAACAAAACAUGAAAAUGAUGAUUCCGAUACAAAAUGUUCAGAAAAGCAAACCAGAAAUUCAGAUAUAUAUUCGCUGCAUGGUAGUGAUAGUAUAAAGCGAAAAACUUUUUAUUUCGAAUCAAAUAAAGAAGUAUUACAAGGUCUGGCCGAUCAUUCGGAACUAAAUAAUUCACCUGAUAAUUAUGUUGUAACUCCGCAUAGAAAACGACGACCUGGUUUUCAUAAUUCUCCAAAUCAUAAUCAACCGUUUGCUUCAUGUCAACCUAAUUUGUUAGAUGAUCUGCGCUCAUCCAAAUCUUCGUCUUAUGUAUCAGAAAAAAAUUUAUCAUCUUACGAGGAUGAUAUACAAAAUCCUGUCGAACUUUUAGCCAAUCGUAAAAUCCUGCAAAACCAUAUACCGAGACCACAGAGCCCUGAAACAUCAUUACAUAUAACACCGGAAUUCGUAUAUCAAUGGCAAUCAAAACAAAAUUCAUCUAUGUCGACAUUAUCUGGCUUACAAACAGGAUUAACAAGUAUAUCACACAUAAACCUAAAUUUAGAUUCAUUGAAUCGUGAUAAUCCGGGACCAGGAAAAGAUAUAUCAACGAACAAUGCUAAUAUGUGUAAUAUGCAUAAUACAGUUCGAGAAUAUCGUUGCGAAUAUUGCGGAAAACAAUUUGGCAUGUCAUGGAACUUAAAAACUCAUCUGAGAGUUCAUACAGGUGAGAAGCCUUUUGCAUGCCGCCUCUGUGUAGCGAUGUUCAAACAGAAAGCUCAUCUUCUAAAACAUCUCUGUUCCGUGCAUAGGAAUGUAAUAACCACAACAAAUGGUUCAGAAUCAACAAGCAGAUAUAGUUGCUGUUUUUGUUCCAUGUCCUUUAAAAGUGUUCAAGAAUUAGUGCGACAUUUAUCUGGUCACCAUAACAAUUUGCUUCUUACUAAGAAUCUGCGUGAAUAAUAUUUCCAAUAUAUUAAAUACAAACAAAUUAAUAGUAUAUACUUGUGUAUAUAAGUAUCAGUAAAGUUUUUAACAACUGUUGCUGUAUGUAAAUUAAAAACACAAAUAAAAAUGAAAAAAAGGAAAAGUAAAGGAACUCAAAUAAAAGCAGUGAACCUGAAAUUCUACUUAUGCUGAAUAAUAUAUACAUACAACAUACAAAGUGACCUGAAUGUUUUAUUAUAUAAAUUU
Messenger RNA from Teleopsis dalmanni, 2272 nucleotides. Its product is annotated as transcription factor Ken-like. The record is from RefSeq and is a predicted model, not a curated record. Gene Ontology annotation, molecular function: RNA polymerase II cis-regulatory region sequence-specific DNA binding; DNA-binding transcription factor activity; protein binding. Lineage: Eukaryota; Metazoa; Arthropoda; Insecta; Diptera; Diopsidae. Gene Ontology annotation, cellular component: nucleus. Bases 395 to 2041 code for a protein of 548 amino acids. The transcript has 3 exons. Gene Ontology annotation, biological process: regulation of transcription by RNA polymerase II.